GCAUCGCCUAAAGCAAAGGCCAAAGUGAAAGCUAAGGCCUGUGCUUCAGGAUCCAAGGGCAGUGCGUGUGCAAAAGCGAAGGCAAAGGCCAAGGCAAAGGCCAAGGUGGCCAAGGGCUCAACCAAGGUGGCCAAGGGCUCAAAAAAGAAGUCCAAGAAGGCAGAGAAAGAAUGGGAAGAAGAGAUGCUUGCGGAGGAAGAGGUGAAACAGGAAGAAUCUGAGGUUGCUGAGCCGGUCAAGCCUCGCAGGAAGAGGUUGCGCAAGAUGCAGCCAGAGCCACCAGCAGCUGAAGGUGCCGCCGCUCUUGCAGAACCAGUGGAGCCUCAGAUUGCAGAGCCGAAUACUCCGAAUGAGUCAGAUUCCUUGGCUACAUUGCUAAAAGGACAAGAACAAAUGGUUGCGCAGACUUUUGCACAGACGGCCAAGACCUUCUUGGAGUCGCAAGACCCGACUGAGAGUGAGCUCUUUGCUUCGUUGGGUGGGAGUGCAAGUGAAGUCUUCACGCAGAACCUGGCCACAGAGUUGGUGAAGGCUUUGUUGAAUGGGCAACAUAUUGAGGCCAAAGUGGCUCCUUCAACAGCUUCUGUGCAGGCCACGCAGGCACCUCCCGCUGUUGCACCUGAAGCUCCGGCUCCUCCGCUUGCGCCUGAAGCUCCGGACAAAGUGGAUGAGGAAAUGCAUUCAAGUCUGGAGCUUCCAGCGGCACCUUCAGCUCCUGAGCUUGCUGCAGAAACACAUGUUGCAGAGGUUUCAGACACACAUUUGGAUGACACUGGGAGACCACCGGCAAGUCCAAAGCCAGCUGAACCUGUUCAUGAAGAACAUGAUCAGCCAGCUGAACAUGAUCAGCCACCUGCUCUGCCAGCUGAACCUGUUCAUCAGCCCACGCAAGGAAGGUGCCAGAAGGUCCUUGACAACCUGAGUGGCUUGGGGCAUCUUUGUGGCGAGGUUGGAGACUGCGAUCCAGAUGCUGACACUGUUCCUGGUGAGAUGUUGACCAAGGAGGACCUCAAAGAGAUGGAUGAAGGCAAGGUCGCUGCCAAAUGCGAGAUGCACCUCAAGAUUACCAAGGAGACCGAAGACUCCUAUGAUUCUGAGGAGCAACUCCUGACAAUGGAAGGGAUGAAGAGAGCAGGAAUCAGCGAGCGGAAGAUUGCAGCCGUGAUGUCGACACAGCAACCUGUGCUGGACAAGGAUCACCCUGAAAUCCUCGAAGAGGCGCGCUGGUGGGUGAAUGUCCACGUCAAAAGGAAUGUCAAGGAGCGGAGCAAAGUGAAAAUGGUUGGCACCAGCCGGAUCGCUGCUGACUCUCAAGCGAUCAAUGGGUUGACUUCUGGAUUUGCAAGCCGGCACCAAACCAAUGCUUCCAAGAGCCUUGACAUCGCCAGGGUCAUUGCUGGAAUGAAGGAGGGGGAGCAAAAGGUUGAGACUGCUGGGACACCAGCACCAAAGAAGGGGGCCACCAAAGGUGUCGAGUUGCGGAAGCAGUACCUUGCAACCGCUUCUGCCCUUGACCUGCCAAAAGGGCACGACUUGAGGGUGAAGCUCUUGGCGCAAAAGGUCAUUGUCGGCGACAUGAUGGAUGAGCUCAAGGAGCUUGACAUCGAUACCAUGACCGAUGGGCAGCUCCAAUCGAAGAUGGAAGCUGUGAAACGCAAGGUCCAUCUUCGAACUUUGGACUUGCAACUUGAGAAACUUCAUGUGAGCGAGUGCAAGAUGCUACAGGUCCAGCGCAAAGCUGUGGCAAGGGAGCUGGCACCAAGAUGGAUUAACUGA
Messenger RNA from Durusdinium trenchii, 1776 nucleotides. The record is from the annotation of a GenBank genome assembly. NCBI's taxonomy places the organism in Eukaryota, Dinophyceae, Suessiales, Symbiodiniaceae.